Salvia splendens (bonfire salvia) is the source of this 1348-nucleotide messenger RNA. Its product is annotated as 1-aminocyclopropane-1-carboxylate oxidase homolog 1. The transcript has 3 exons. NCBI's taxonomy places the organism in Eukaryota, Viridiplantae, Streptophyta, Magnoliopsida, Lamiales, Lamiaceae. The record is from RefSeq and is a predicted model, not a curated record. The coding region runs from base 59 to 1159 and encodes 366 amino acids.
UGCAAUUCGUAAAACUAAACAAUAAAAACCAUAGAUAAGAGCAAAAAGCAAGAAGAAAAUGGCAGAUUCAUCAGCUAUCGAUGAGCGAAUUGAAAUGUUGAAAGCUUUCGACGAAACACAAGCCGGCGUCAAAGGCCUCAACGACGCAGGCCUCUUCAAACUUCCAGAAAUCUUUGUGAGGCCACCGGAGGAGGUGGCCGCGGAGCUGACACACGAAAAGGCUCGAGUAGAAGUUGAAAUUCCCGUGAUCGAUCUGAGCGGCGUGGAAGAGGCCGGAAGGCGAAAGCAGAUCGUUGAACAAGUGAGAAGUGCUGCUGAGACAUGGGGAUUUUUCCAAGUGGUGAAUCACGGGAUCCCUCUCUCUGUUCUUGAUGGAAUGAUCGAUGGCGUCCGCGCUUUCAUCGAUCAGGAUGUCGACGAGAAGAAGAAGUACUAUUCGCGGGAUAUAACCAGAAGCGUCCGAUAUAACAGCAACUAUGAUCUGUUUGAGUCCAAAACUGCAAGCUGGAGGGAUACGUUGAGCAUUUCGGUUAACUCUGCCUCUCAUCUCCUCAAUCCUAUGGACUUGCCCCCUGUUUGCAGAUAUUCAACAGUUGAAUACUCAAAACAUGUGGAAAAGUUGGGAAAUUUUGUGUUGGGGCUAUUAUCUGAGGCCCUUGGACUAAAAACUGAAUUCUUGAGAGACAUGGAAUGUUUAAAAGGGCAUCGUCUCCAUUGCCACUACUAUCCAGCAUGCCCUGAGCCUGAGCUUGCGAUCGGAUUGAUGAAACAUUCGGAUAGUGGAUUCCUCACAAUUCUUCUACAAAAUCAACUUGUUAGCGGACUCCAGGUUCUGUAUGAAGGUCGGUGGAUUGAUAUACAACCAGUUCAAGGAGCUUUAGUCAUAAACAUUGGUGAUCUUCUUCAGUUGGUGUCGAAUGGGAAAUUCAGAAGCAGUGAGCAUAGAGCGAUAGCAAAUCGCACCGGUCCAAGAAUUUCUGUGGGCUGUUUUUUCUCUGGACCUAUAACUAACUCGAACAAGAUCUAUGGCCCUAUCGUCCAACUCAUUACACAAGAAAAUCCUGCACUUUAUAAAGAGAUUGUGCUUUCUGAAUACCUAAUGAAGUUCCUCUCUACUGGACUCGACAACUAUCGUGCUCUUGAUUAUUACAAGCUCUGAACAUGCUUGCUAAUGGAUAAAGAAAGCCUCAACCCCUCAACUUAUAUAUAUAUGUGUGUGGAGUACCUGUAAUAUAGUACUAUGAUCUUUGUAAUAUUUCAAUAAUGUUGUUAAUAAGAAUUAAGAAAUGAGGGUGCAGCAAUAGUGUAAAAAAGACGUUUAGUACUGUAUUAAUUCGGUGAAUUUCAG